This is a messenger RNA of Phalacrocorax carbo (great cormorant), 1230 nucleotides long. NCBI's taxonomy places the organism in Eukaryota, Metazoa, Chordata, Aves, Suliformes, Phalacrocoracidae. The record is from RefSeq and is a predicted model, not a curated record.
AGCCCUUGCCCCGCCCCGCGCUCUUGCGGCGGGCCGCGCAGGCGCAGGGGGGCCGAGGCGGGUCACCGGCUGGCGGGCGCCUGAAGAGCGGCGGCGGUGCCGGGCGCGAAGCAUGCUGUCCCUCCUGGCCCGGGCGGCCGCCGGGCCGCUCCGCUCGCUGGGCCGCUCGCCCUUCUGUUCCCUGGCCCCGUGGUGGCGGCGGGCGGCGGCGCCUGUGAGCCGGGCCCUGCCGCUGUGGUGCGGGGCGGCCGCCGCCGCCCCCCGCGCCCUGCUGGCCCGCCCGCUGCCGGCCCCCCACAACGGGCUGCUGCCGCCGCCGCCGCCCUGCGCGGGGCUGAAGUCGAAAACCUCGCUGAAGAGGCGGUGCAAGGACUGCUUCAUCGUCCGGCGGCGGGGCCGGCUGUACGUCUACUGCAAGACCAACCCCCGGCACAAGCAGCGGAAGCUGUAGCCCCCGGGACCUCGGAGAGCUGGCUGCGGGCGGCACGGAUCGGAAAAUGGUGACGGUGUCUCAUCUUAACGCUGACCUAGAGCGAGUUGUGUCCCUGACGGCCAGUGCCGUAACUUCAGGCCGUGGUGCUGAGAGCCGGAGUGGGAAGCUGCAACCUUCGUGACCUCUCGUCAUCUUAGCCGUGAAGCCUUACUUCCAGGCACCUCGCUGUUAAGUUAGUAAAGCUGAAUCAUCAGACUCUGAGAUGCGUUUGUGUUUAAUUAAAGCGAAAUGAAGAUAAACGCCGCCGGUUGCGUAUUACUACAAUAUACAAUGAAUCUGUCUUUAAAAAAAACAAAUGAGAACCCUAGGUGUUGAAAGCUCUGAUAACAGAAGCAAUAGUUUCAAACUCAGGCGGGCUCUUUUGUGGCAAAUAAUAUUAAAUAUGUUCAUUGAAAGAUGAUGUUCUGGCGUUUGUCUUGGUUCAGAGGUGUGGUAAAAAUUUAACUAUAGAGUUGCAGCAGACACGUAGCUUCAGUAAUGCCGGUGUAAAUAAGCCUUGUUGCUUAUCAUUGCAGGUUCUGAGGGGAGAUGGUGGUACUUUAAUUAGUAUGAAGUAGUCAACAGGUUUUUAAGUUUUAGUGUCUAAAGCCACUUAAUGAUAUAUUGACCAUUCACAGUGUAUUUGGAAGUGUUCUUAGCCGCCUCUUGCUUCAGAGAAGUUAUCUGUGGUGUUUCUGGUGUACCUGCUAUUCUAUAGUUUCCUGAACCUUAACCCAAAUAAAAAUUUGGGAAUCGUU